AUGCCCGGCUUUGGUCACACUCCAGGUGACCCUCGUCUGCGCUGUGAUAAUACAGAACGAAAUAAUUUUGUGAAUGAAUUGAUCGCUAGAAUAGGCAACGUGGAAAAGGUAGUGAUGAUGGGACACAGCAGAGGAUCUGAGAAUGCUGCUGCCAUAGCUGCCAGUAAUACAGUAAGUUCGUUAACUUCAUUCAAAUAA
Cooperia oncophora is the source of this 198-nucleotide messenger RNA. The record is from the annotation of a GenBank genome assembly. NCBI's taxonomy places the organism in Eukaryota, Metazoa, Nematoda, Chromadorea, Rhabditida, Trichostrongylidae.